Messenger RNA from Hibiscus syriacus, 1014 nucleotides. Its product is annotated as two-component response regulator ORR10-like. Gene Ontology annotation, biological process: cytokinin-activated signaling pathway; phosphorelay signal transduction system. Lineage: Eukaryota; Viridiplantae; Streptophyta; Magnoliopsida; Malvales; Malvaceae. The transcript has 3 exons. The coding region runs from base 243 to 794 and encodes 183 amino acids. The record is from RefSeq and is a predicted model, not a curated record.
AAUUAGUGAGAGAAAAAGAGAAGAAAAUGAUUAAAAAUGGAAUACAGGCCAUCAUCUUUACUUGUUGUUCAAUUCAAAAAUCAACCUAGAAGAUCCUGCAGAUUCUGUAUGAUAUCUGCCGGAUCUUGCUUUCCAAACUGUCAGAUUUUCUUCCAUGGCCAACCUUUUUAAGACUCACCUUUCUCCUUCCUCCAUAUCCAACCUUCUCCUCCUCCUUUCUGGGUUUUCUUCGUUCAACAAUCAUGGCCAUGGGAAUGACAACUCAGUCUCAGACUCAGUUCCAUGUUCUUGCUGUUGAUGACAGUCUCAUUGAUAGAAAACUUAUUGAGAAGAUUCUCAAGACUUCUUCUUAUCAAGUUACUGCAGUUGAUUCUGGAAGUAAGGCUUUGGAGUUUCUUGGAUUGAAUGAUGAGAAUAUUGACAAUGAAGAUGAAGAUGAAGAUGAUCAACAAGUGGGAGUGAAUUUGAUCGUCACAGAUUAUUGCAUGCCUGGAAUGACAGGCUAUGAUCUCCUCAGAAGAAUCAAACAAUCUUCAUCUUCUAAAGACAUACCAGUUGUUAUCAUGUCAUCUGAGAAUAUCCCAUCAAGAAUCAACAGAUGCUUGGAAGAUGGAGCUGAAGACUUCUUUUUGAAGCCAGUUCAAUUAUCAGAUGUAAACAAGCUGAGGCCUCAUCUGAUGAAAGGAAUUGGAUCUGAAGAAACGCAAUCAAACAUUAACAAAAGGAAGAGUAUGGAAGAUAUUCAUCCCCCUGAUAGAACAAGAGCAAGAUACAAUGAAUUGGAAGUUGUGUGAUCUGCAAACCAGUUAUUUUCUGGGGAAAAUUUUAUUGGUUUUUGGAUACAAACUUAUGAACCAAUGCUACACAGCUAUGGGAUCUUCCUUGUAUCAGACUCUGGUUUAUACAAAAUCAAUGUAUAGAAUUUUGAUUCAUGUUAGAGAUAAGAGAAAGCUACGCCUACCUGAUUAUGCUUUAGAGUUACAUGGAAUCUAUGUUUCCAAAUGUAAAUUAGCA